This is a messenger RNA of Symbiodinium natans, 1978 nucleotides long. The record is from the annotation of a GenBank genome assembly. Lineage: Eukaryota; Dinophyceae; Suessiales; Symbiodiniaceae.
GAGGACUUGUCGUCGAUGAAGACAUGGUCGACGAAGAUGGUUCGUCUGUGGCGUGCAAAGAAAAAGGGUGGACAGCCUAUGUACCUCAGAAGGUCACGUCUGUGUGCUCGAGAGUUUCGUUGGCUUGAUGCCUCUAAAGAAGGAUUGUUUUCCCCGGCUACAUCAAGUGACAUUGUUCGCCUAACACCAGCUCUGUUCCUGUCAUGGAAGCAAACACGGCCCGACAUCGAGUAUGCCAUUGUUUCCCUCGAUAUCAAGGAUGCGUACCUUGAAGUCGAUCAGCCAGAACCUGUAGUGUCUACAAUAGAGGUGCAUCCCGGCGUUCACAUGAAGUUUGUGUUCCAGAAAAUGGUCCCAGGGCAGCGAGAAGUGUCAAGUCGUUGGUUUCAGGACUUUGUCACAUUCUUGUCCGAGCAUUUUGCAGUAUCACAGUGUCCUGAGUGUCCGGCCAUCAUCAAGCUCCCAGAAGGCCCUGGAAUGAUCCACGUGGACGAUAGCAUUUUGCUUUUACCACUUCAGUGGGCCCUCAACGUUUUCCUGCCAGUUGUGAAGUCGCGAUUUCAGGUAACUGUGGAGAUGGCUUGGAAAUGUGGGGAUGAGUUUUCCUUCCUCAAGCGCAAGCAUACGAUCUUGGAUGACAGAAUCGUCAUACAGCAGCCACCACAGUACAUUGAGCACAUGGCAGCAGUGUUGGGGGUGAAGCCGAACAAUCGACAACGAGACACGAGUGAGCUGCUAUCACCAUCGGAGGCAAGCAAGUUUCGUGCGGCUGUAGGAACUGGGUUGUACAUUUCGGCAGACAGACCAGACAUAGGGUACACCAUUAGGCUGCUCGCGUCCAGCGUGGCCAGCCCUACGAAGCAGGCGCUGCGGGGAUUGGUCAAGUUGGUGCAGUACUUGCUGAACACAUGCAACUACGCCACUGCGAUUUGCAUUGGUCCGCCUGGCAGUUCGAAAUUGCUUUCAAGUAUGGAUGUGGAUUGUUCGAACAAUGGGAUAUGCCAUCGCCUGGAAUGCUACUCGGAUGCUGACUGGGCAGGAUCUCGCAAAGAUCGUAAAUCGUAUGGCGGGGCAUCCUACUGUUUGGAUGGAUGCUACUUGCACUAUGUGUGCAGGGCUCAGCGUUGCAUCUCCCUGUCCAGCAUGGAAUCCGAGUUCUACGCGGCAGUGAGUGCGGCGUGUCAGGGCUUGUUUAUGAAGGCCACCAUCACGUUCAUGACUGGAGAACCAUGCCAGCUUGUGGUUUUGCUUGACAAUGCGAGUGCUAGGCAGUUUGCUUUGAGGCAAGGCGUCUCGAAGGCUGCUAAGCACAUCGAGGGCAGGUUUCUUUGGCUUCAAGAUGCUGUGCGUCAAGGCCGUUUGCAAGUGAAGGCGGUGAGCACACACUAUAACUUGGGUGACCUGUUUACAAAGCCUUUCAGUCCUGCACGAUUGUUGGCGCUGUGUUAUCUUCAUGGAUUGGUGAAUGAGCACCAUGAUGCAGUUGGCGAGAAGGAAUGGGAAGAUGUGCAGCUCAAGCAUGAGUUCAAGCAGCAAGUGAAUCGUGUCAAACACCAGUUUGUGGGAUCGCAUGUGGCAACUGGGUGGAUCAAGAAGGUAGCGCUGCUCACACUGUUGAUGCCAAACGCUGCAGAGGCAUGUCGUGGUGCAUCUUGCAGUGAUGCUAUGAGCGUUGCCGUGCUGCCAGUGCCGAGACAUAUGGCGUGCUGUUCCUUGGGCGUGAUCAUGUUCCCAUGGUUUCAGCUCAAAAGCCUUCGCUCGAAGUUGGCGGUUGCCCAACGAGAGCAUGUGACAAAGGGAGGCCGUGUGAAUGAGGGGAGCAGUAGCAGUAGCUGUGCGGCAAGCAGUGUUGCACGUCAUCAGAAGGGUGACGCUGUGAUCGUCAUCCCAGAUGGAGGCGAAGCCUACCAUCGUUACGAGUGCCAGUACGUGCGUAAGUCCAGCAAGCCUAGGAAAGUCUACUUUGCGUGUACUCAGU